GUAAACAAGUUGGGCGGAGUUCGGAUCGUAUAAAAAAAAUAAAAUAGAUAGUUUGUAAAGUAUUAUUAAUUAUUAAUUAAUAACUAUUAAAUAAUAAUAAUAUCAUAAAGAUAUGUAAUAUGAAUUAUAUGAAGGACAAAGACGGAAUACGUCAAUUGUCGUCUUAUAAAACAUCAGGCUGAAGCUUAAAUUAUAGCUUGUUUUUAUUUUUAUUCAUCGCCCAACAAUUGUGCUUUAAACAUACACGACUCAAGGUGUCACCAUCGAGACGUUCUUUAUAUAUUUUAACUGUCCACUACGAUUGAAAAUGUUUGAAAAUAUUGAUACUUGUUUGGAGAAAUAUAUUCCACAGGAAGAAUUAAAUCAUGUGCAGAGGAUCUUGUAUGGAAAAAAAUUAGAAGAACUUCAACUGCCAGAGUCAUGUAUAAAUAAUGUAGAUGAUGUGGAAGUUAAAGGUUUCAAAUUUGAUAGUUUGACUGAAGAGUUACGAGAAAAACGGAUUGUAAGAGUUGGAGUUAUUCAAAAUCAAAUUGUUCUUCCAACAACGGCUCCUUUAGUUGAGCAACGUAACGCAAUUUAUCAAAAGAUAAGCAAGAUAAUAUCACUUGCAGCUGAAGCUAAUGUGAAUGUGUUAUGCCUUCAAGAAGCGUGGCCAAUGCCCUUUGUGUUUUGUACACGAGAAAAAUUUCCAUGGUGCGAGUUUGCUGAAUCAGCUGAAACAGGGCCGACAACUUUGUUUCUAAAAGACAUCUGCAAACAGUACAAUAUGGUUAUCAUAUCACCAAUUCUGGAACGUGAUGAACAAGAAGUGAUAUGGAAUACAGCUGUAGUCAUAGAUAACUUUGGCAAAGUAAUUGGAAAACAUAGAAAAAACCAUAUACCUCGAGUGGGUGAUUUUAACGAGUCUACUUACUACAUGGAAGGAAACACGGGACAUCCCGUUUUUGAGACAGCUUUUGGUCGAAUUGCAAUCAAUAUUUGUUAUGGACGCCACCAUCCACUGAAUUGGUUGAUGUUUGGGUUAAAUGGGGCUGAAAUUGUUUUCAACCCUUCAGCCACAAUUGAUGGUCUAAGUGAGACACUUUGGGGAAUUGAGGCUAGAACAGCUGCAGUUGCCAACAGUUAUUUUUCUUGUGCCAUCAACAGAGUGGGUACAGAAAUUUUCCCAUCUGAGUUCACUAGCGGUGAUGGUAAACCAGCACAUAAAAAUUUUGGCCAUUUUUAUGGAUCAAGCUAUAUUACAGCUCCUGACGGUUCAAGAACUCCUGGCCUUUCUAGGACUCGUGAUGGAUUGUUAAUUUCAGAAAUAGACUUGAAUCUUUGUAGACAAGUGAAGGAUCAUUGGGGUUUCCAAAUGACUCGAAGACUAGAUUUAUAUGCAGAUUCGUUGGCAGACAUUGUUAACUCUAAGUAAUUGUUUUCACACCAAAAAAGAAUAGCAAUAUCCAAUAAAUUGUAUAUCUAAGACAAUAUUCUAUAUCACAUUGUCAUACAUUUUUAGUUUGUCAAUUGAGUUUAUAACACAUUGUCAUUUUUGUUUUGAAUAUUUUAAGCAUACUAAAUAUUAUAAUAUAUAACACUUAUUUGUCAAUAUAUAUGAGCACUGUGUGAUGUAA
This is a messenger RNA of Acyrthosiphon pisum (pea aphid), 1616 nucleotides long. RefSeq names its product beta-ureidopropionase. The transcript has 10 exons. Lineage: Eukaryota; Metazoa; Arthropoda; Insecta; Hemiptera; Aphididae. Bases 308 to 1414 code for a protein of 368 amino acids. The record is from RefSeq and is a predicted model, not a curated record. Gene Ontology annotation, molecular function: beta-ureidopropionase activity.